Messenger RNA from Erpetoichthys calabaricus (reedfish), 1828 nucleotides. RefSeq names its product cytochrome P450 2B4-like. The record is from RefSeq and is a predicted model, not a curated record. Bases 76 to 1551 code for a protein of 491 amino acids. Gene Ontology annotation, biological process: xenobiotic metabolic process. Lineage: Eukaryota; Metazoa; Chordata; Cladistia; Polypteriformes; Polypteridae. Gene Ontology annotation, molecular function: oxidoreductase activity, acting on paired donors, with incorporation or reduction of molecular oxygen, reduced flavin or flavoprotein as one donor, and incorporation of one atom of oxygen; heme binding; iron ion binding. Gene Ontology annotation, cellular component: intracellular membrane-bounded organelle; cytoplasm. The transcript has 9 exons.
ACGUGAACUUGUUUUUUUUUUUCGUCUCUCUCUUCCGCAUUUUGAUUUUCAUUGUUUUGUUUUGAAUUUGCGAGGAUGGAGCUCUUUGGGACGCUGGUUCUCGCUGCGAUCGUCUUUUGUCUUUUAUUCUUGUUAUUUAGGGGAGACUCUCGCUACGCGAGGAUGCCGCCCGGUCCGACACCAGUGCCUUUAAUCGGGAACCUACUGCAGCUGAACCAAUGGGCAUUUCACGAGAGUUUUAUGAAGCUGAAAGAGACAUAUGGACCCGUGAUGACGGUGUACCUGGGUCCGAAGCCCCUCGUGGUUCUUGUCGGGUUCGAUGCGGUCCACGAAGCGCUGGUUGAACAGGCUGACGCGUUUGCUGGGAGAGCGGUGCCUCCUCUGUUUAAACAGCUCAAACUCGACUUUGGUUUGGGACAAAGCAAUGGAGAACGCUGGAAACAGCUUCGCCGUUUUUCUCUGUCCACUUUGCGAGAUUUCGGAAUGGGAAGGCGCAAUGUUGAGGAGUGGAUCCAAGAGGAAGUUAAACACCUCACAGAGGAAUUCAGAAAAACUGAAGGUGCUCCAUUUGAUCCCACUAUUACUUUGAGCCGGGCAGUUUCCAAUGUAAUCUGCUCCAUUGUGUUUGGUCAGCGUUUUGAUUAUCAAGAUAAAAACUUUGUUGAUCUACUGUCUCUCCUUGAAGCACAUCUACGUUUGCUCAGCAAACCCAUUGGAAUGCUCUAUAACAUGUUUCCAGUACUCACUAAAUUAAUACCUGGACCUUUCAACAAGAUGUUAAUGAAUGUGAAUGAAUUAACAACAUUUACUUCAGCAAUGAUUGAUAAACAUAAAGCAACGCUGGUCAGUGACAGUCCUCGGGAUUAUAUAGACAGUUUCCUCAUCAAAAUGAAACAGGAAAGUAACAAUCCAGAUACAGAAUUCAACUAUGACAACUUGAACAUGACGAUUUUAGAUCUCUUUAUUGCCGGAACGGAGACCACCAGCACGACACUCCGAUAUGGGUGGCUGAUCCUCAUGAAAUACCCCCACAUCCAGGAGAAUGUCCAGAAAGAAAUUGAUAUGGUGAUUGGGCAGGAACGUGCCCCUGCCAUGGAGGACCGGAGGAAGAUGCCAUACACUGAUGCUGUACUCCACGAAAUCCAGAGGUUCAUUGAUCUUCAACCUUUAAAUGUUUUUCAUAAGACAACAAGAGACACCAUUUUCAGGGGUUACACCAUUCCAGAGAAUACAGUGGUGAUCCCCAUGCUUCAUUCGGUGCUGUUUGAAAAGACAAAGUGGGCAACCCCUGACACCUUCAACCCUAGUCACUUCUUGGAUGAAAAUGGCUGCUUCAGAAUGAAUCCAUCUUUCAUGCCUUUUUCCACAGGAAAGCGCAUCUGUGCAGGUGAAGGUCUGGCCAAAAUGGAGCUUUUCUUGUUUUUCACAACCCUCCUGCAGAAUUUCUCAUUUUGCCCCACUGAGGAUCCUGACAGUAUUAGCCUAUCACCAGAUUCUAAGUUAGUUUUUAAAACUCUCAGGCCGUAUAAGUUUAAGGCAAUUCCACGAUAGUGUAGUAACCAGAAACGUUCAAGACUUUCGUUCAGCUAUUCUUGUUUUCUGGGUGACUUUUACCCAUGUUCAGUUAUUUUGGUUAUUAUGCACAGUAGGAGUGAGGAUUAGUUUGAUUGCUAACUAGCUUGGUGUAUGGAUGCACACUAAGAGCAGUCCACAUCCUGAGCUAGAGUAACAAACUUUUAAGAAGCAUCGAAGUGUUAACUACAAUGUUUAUAUACUGCUGAAUGCCUUUGGAUACUGGUUAUUUAUUUAAUAAAGGCUUUCUGAUGGA